Molecule: messenger RNA, 1383 nt
Organism: Anopheles bellator
Lineage: Eukaryota; Metazoa; Arthropoda; Insecta; Diptera; Culicidae
Product: Krueppel-like factor 8
Exons: 5
Coding region: 1-1383 (460 amino acids)
Biological process (GO): regulation of transcription by RNA polymerase II
Molecular function (GO): DNA-binding transcription factor activity, RNA polymerase II-specific; RNA polymerase II cis-regulatory region sequence-specific DNA binding
Source: RefSeq, a predicted model, not a curated record
AUGGAGCCGACGGAGAAAGGCUCUUCUUUUCUGGUGCAGGCGGAAAAGUGGUGCCUGCUCGAUCUGACGUCCACCGCCAUACGAAUCCGUAGCGGGCUGCUGAAGCGUCCUCCGCCGCCACUCAUCUCAGCUCCACACCUGCUAGCGUUAAGGCACAAAACAGAAGACUUAUUCUUUUCGCUCAACACCACCAGUGAGGAUGAAGGUGUCGGAACGGAAGCGGUCACUGCCACGAUUGCCGCAGCGGCAUCGAUCGCGGCCGCAGCCAAAGCGCCACCAUCCGCCUUCAGCCCAACGCACGUCCAGCUUCUGUCGAGCCUGUGCGGUGCCAGCGACCGCGCCUCAUCCCUCGGCACAAAAUCAACGAAGCACCGCAACGGUUCCUCCGCGCCCUUCGACCCAUCCGGCACGGGGCUGGUCCCGGCCGACAACAACAACAGCAUUAGCGUGAACAACAACAACUAUCUACCUAGUGACGGGGACACGAAGCCGAGCCCGUUCCGGGGGGCCGAAGCAUUUCCUAUCUACAGCAACUACGGCGGCGCUCAGCAGCAAAGCCCUACGCACCCGUCGACGGCGGACCCGAAGGUGGCCACGUUGCACCAGCAUCUGCAGCGCCACCACCACCUGUUUCCGGCGCAGUUUGCCGCCGCCGCCGCGCUUCAGCAGCUAUCGGCCGCGUCGGCCGUGGGCCGGCCACCGGUGUCGAAGCUGUUGCCAGGCCUUCCGGCUCCACUGGCUGCGUCCAUCGCGUCGCUCGCAUCGAGUUUGCCGCUGAGUGAAAGCGCCACGGCCGCCUUCCAGCGGCUGCUGGAGCAACAGCAACCGGCAGUGGCCAACGCAGCACCCUCCGCACCACCCAGCCCCCGGGGGUUGUUCCCGCGGCCUCGCACCAGUGCCGGGCCGAGCCCGGAGCGGUACACCGGCAAGCUGACGGAUCUCCGGCAUCGUUCGGCGGCGAACGGCGAAACGACUGCGGGGAAGCGGCGUGACGGAGGAAGCGGCCACCCUCGCCUCCACUACCCAUCGGCGUGCGGGAGUAGCGGGAGCAGCAGCGGGUUCGGCAGCCUCGCCGUGGACGGACACCUAUCGGCCAGCGCGCUGAAGAGUCUCACGAAGAACCGCAAAAUUCAUCGCUGCGAUGCGUCCGGCUGCGACAAAAUGUACACCAAGAGCUCUCACCUGAAGGCCCACAAGCGAACGCACACCGGUGAAAAGCCGUACAUCUGCACGUGGGAGGGCUGUGUUUGGCGCUUCGCUCGUUCCGACGAGCUGACCAGACACUACCGGAAGCACACCGGGCUGAAGCCGUUCCGGUGCAAGCUGUGUACGCGGUGCUUCAGCCGGUCGGACCAUCUAUCGCUGCACAUGAAACGCCAUUGA